Molecule: messenger RNA, 942 nt
Organism: Exaiptasia diaphana
Lineage: Eukaryota; Metazoa; Cnidaria; Anthozoa; Actiniaria; Aiptasiidae
Product: trace amine-associated receptor 7d-like
Exons: 1
Coding region: 1-942 (313 amino acids)
Biological process (GO): G protein-coupled receptor signaling pathway
Cellular component (GO): membrane
Molecular function (GO): G protein-coupled receptor activity
Source: RefSeq, a predicted model, not a curated record
AUGCCGUCACAGUUUGAUCCUCACGACAUAAACCGCUCAGAGUCGGUCCAYGCGACUUGGACUUUCCUUGCUACUGUUAAUGGCAUUGCUGCCCCGCUGACAAUUUUCGUUAACGCYCUCGUCAUAUGGUCCGUGAUAGCUGAUGAAAAUCUUCGAUCUUCUUCCUUUUUGCUUGCCUUUUUAGCAGUGAGUGAUUUCCUUGUAGGAUUGUUGGUCGAYCCAUUGUAUUGCCUUCUCCUUGGAUGCGCUAUGAAUGAUUGUGCUUUGCGUAUUGACUGUACAUUCRCAGCUAACAUUUUACUCUCGAUAGUUUGUUUUAGUCUAACUAUAGUCAGCUUCACGAUGGCGAGUGUUGAACGAUAUUUUGCAAUAGAGCACCCAAACUUUUAUCUCAACAACAUAACAGUAAAAAAGGUUAUGAUAACAACGGUAAUCGUCUGGAUAUCAUGUAUUGGAUAUGUGUUUAUUGGAACCAUUUUUUUAAACAAACAAUAUCCUGGGUUAACUACAAUCCCACCAGCUUCAGCAUUUAGUAUUUUUGGCUUGGUCAUUUUGUACUGCACAACUAAAGUACACCUAACAGCUUACCGUCAAAGUAGAACAAUCGCYAUACAGCAAGAAUCAGUUCAACAGCCAGACGAACAGCAACAACAAGAACAACGACUCCAGGAAUACAAGCGAGUGUUCACGAUGACCAUGUUGGUGGCUUUGUCGAUUCUCUUUUACAUUCCUAUCAUUCUAGUCACAGUGAUAAGAUCCUUGAAGGGUAAAGAUAUGUCAAGCAAUUUUUACUACAUUGCUAUGCCUAUCUGUGCAGCAUGUGUGCAUCUCCAAUCUCUUAUCAACCCAAUUAUCAUGGCGCUGCGUCUGUCCUACAUUCGCCAAAGUAUCAAAAACAGGCUAGUUGCAAUUGGCCUUCUUGUAAUUCAGCAAGCCGAUUAA